AUGCUCCACAUCACUUCUCUCUGCCGAGGCGGGUACAUGAUGUACCACCGCAAGUCCAUGGGGACGAUGAAGUACAGUAGAUGGAAGGGCGCCCACGGCGGCGUCAGUCACUUCUACGGAAGAACCCCCAUGGUGGAGGAGGUGAAACGCAACGAACCCGUUACUCUGAUUGACCGUCGCAUCAUGCACUAUGUGCACCGCUCGCGGCUUCGUCACUUUCAACUGUUUCGUUCUUACCAACAGAAGUCGAACGCAACGGAGUGCAAAUUGCGUGAGGGUGAGAUGCUUCGUCGCCGCUGGCAUCGCAGGCUGCAGAAGUCAUUUAUUGCCUUUAUGCAGUUCAAGACGAUGAAGGUGCUCGAGGACCAGGCAAGAUUGGUGAACACGUACGGUCAGGCGGCUGUGAACGCGGCGCUGGGCGAUCCCUGGGAGGCCGCUGCGGGCAAGGUAAAGGACCGCAAAUAUGUGACGAUCCGGCGCAAGGUGAAUGCAUUACCGGUGCUUAGUGUUGUGCCCAAGCACGUUGCCACCAUGAAGCAGAUCCACAAUGACCGCUUCAACUAUCGCUGGAGAGUGAACUAG
Messenger RNA from Trypanosoma conorhini, 582 nucleotides. RefSeq lists its product as uncharacterized. Lineage: Eukaryota; Euglenozoa; Kinetoplastea; Trypanosomatida; Trypanosomatidae. The transcript has a single exon. The record is from RefSeq and is a predicted model, not a curated record. Bases 1 to 582 code for a protein of 193 amino acids.